Messenger RNA from Triticum turgidum subsp. durum (durum wheat), 786 nucleotides. NCBI's taxonomy places the organism in Eukaryota, Viridiplantae, Streptophyta, Magnoliopsida, Poales, Poaceae. The record is from the annotation of a GenBank genome assembly.
AUGGCGGCGGCGAGGAAGAACGCCGGCGUGCUCGCGCUCUUCGACGUCGACGGCACCCUCACCGCGCCCCGCAAGGAGGUGACGCCGGAGAUGCUCGAGUUCAUGAAGCGCCUGCGCGAGUCCGUGCGAUUCUCAGGCGAGAUUGAUUGCUCACUGUGUGUAUGGGUUAUGGCACUCUGGUUUUCUUCCUGGGAGCAGAUUGUGACCGUCGGCGUGGUGGGGGGAUCCGAUCUGGUCAAGAUCUCCGAGCAGCUCGGCAAAUCAGUCAUCACCGACUAUGACUACGUCUUCUCCGAGAACGGCCUGGUCGCGCACAAGGACGGCAAGCUCAUCGGGACGCAAAGCUUGAAAACGUAUCUUGGAGAUGACCAGCUUAAGGAAUUCAUUAACUUCACUCUUCAUUACAUUGCGGACUUGGAUAUCCCAAUUAAAAGGGGUACAUUCAUAGAGUUCAGGAGUGGAAUGAUCAAUGUGUCGCCCAUAGGGAGGAACUGUAGUCAGGAAGAACGUGAUGAUUUUGAGAAGUAUGAUAAGGUACAUAACGUUCGGCCUAAAAUGGUGUCAGUGCUUCGCGAAAAGUUUGCACACCUGAACCUGACUUUUUCCAUUGGAGGGCAGAUCAGUUUUGAUGUAUUCCCACAAGGCUGGGACAAAACCUACUGCUUGAGAUAUCUGGAAGAAUUCAAGGAAAUCCAUUUCUUUGGGGACAAAACCUACAAGGGUGGCAAUGAUCAUGAGAUAUUUGAAUCUGACAGAACAGUUGGUCAUACAGGUAAUUUUGCAUGA